AUGCAUCUAUCACCAGUGAUGACCAUGCCUUAUAUCCCAAGCAACAUUACUCCCCGCCCGCCCAACUCGAAGCCAAGGCAGAAGCAGGAGCCUUCAAGUCCUACGCCAGCCCCCAUAUUAGUCCUAGGUGAACGAAGAGUCAAGCCUAGACUGAGCAAGCCAAGUCUGGAUCCCGUUUUGGAGAGUGAUCAGCGACUUUCGAGGGAUGUUGAACAGAUGGUCUCUGGAGAUGCCAACAGAGUGACAAGAAAGCAUUCGCUACCCAUCCUCUCCAGAAUACGAGGCGAGAUCUCUGAUGAGCCAGUCAUAUUGAAGCAGAGUGACGAGGUAGGUGAUCGAAUACGGUGUGCGUCUGUCGUAGUGGCAGAGAUCAAGACCAAUGUCAUUAUCGAAGACGAGUUCACUUUUAUUACCGAAUUGUCAGAGUAUCUUUCCAUACGCUACAAUCGUCCUGCGUCCUGCAUCGUAACGACGCUUCAGCAUGGCAUCUGCAUCCAUUUUGGCGGGAGCUGUGAUCCGUCUUAUACCAUGAAGAUUGGAGCACUCGAUCGCGACAUGCAACCUGCAGCAAAUAAACGCAACAUUGCUCUCUUCCAACGGCACAUGGAACAAGCUCUGGGUAUUCCUGCGUCCAGGGGUUAUCUCAGAUUUGUUCCUGUUCCUGAGGACUGCGCCGGGUGGAAAAGCAAUACUAUUGCUGGGGAGAUAUCAGAAGCUAAAGACCGUGCUCAGGCGGUGACUGAACGUCGAGGGUCUAUCAGAGCUCCGAGACGAAGGUCCAGCAAGGCGUUUCGAGAAACGAUAAGCAAAGCAGCGACAUCGGUGUUAACGGAGACUACUCAGCAGAACGAUAUAACCACAAGAGUACCCAAAGGCGACCCUGUAGCUGACAAGCUGGUAGUUGGCGACGAGGCUCAUUCUGGGAAAGAUGGAACAAAGGUGGUGAAGCGCAGAAAGAGUUUUAUUCAAGCUCUAUUCCCGAGAUCUUCAAGUCGAAUAACGGACAGGGGAACAGAAGUUGGGAAGUGA
This is a messenger RNA of Fusarium pseudograminearum CS3096, 1029 nucleotides long. RefSeq lists its product as uncharacterized. The record is from RefSeq and is a predicted model, not a curated record. Gene Ontology annotation, molecular function: phenylpyruvate tautomerase activity. The transcript has 3 exons. Bases 1 to 1029 code for a protein of 342 amino acids. NCBI's taxonomy places the organism in Eukaryota, Fungi, Ascomycota, Sordariomycetes, Hypocreales, Nectriaceae.